Racocetra fulgida is the source of this 867-nucleotide messenger RNA. Lineage: Eukaryota; Fungi; Glomeromycota; Glomeromycetes; Diversisporales; Gigasporaceae. The record is from the annotation of a GenBank genome assembly.
AUGGAGACAUCUGCUAUUAUGGAUUUAUUACUCAAACUUAUUAGCUAUGAGGAGUACCCAGAAGGGGCUGGGGUUAUUGAUUGGUUGAAUUCCGAAGGUCUUAUUGAAGCACUAGUUUCUCAGUUGGAUCCACGUCUCGAUCCUGACAUUCAUUCAACUACAGCACAAGUUCUAAUAGAUAUGAUUACUAUUUCUCAAUCGAGUAAUCCCGAACAAGGUGGCGUUGGGCCAAAUGCAUUAAUACCUGUUAACGGGUUUUAUGGAUUGGAGGAUGUUGAGGGUUAUCAAACAAAUGAGAUCGGAGGAAUAUUUCAAAUGCAAGAAAAAGACAAUAGUCAGACAGUUCAAACAAGUCGUAUUGGAGAAGACUUUCAAAUCCAAGAAAAAGAUUCUAAUCAGACAACUCAAACAAAUGAAAUUGGGGAAGUUCCUAAAAUCCAAGAGAAAGAUUCUAGUCAGACAACUCAAGCAAAUAAGAUAGAGUUGGAUUUUCAAAUCCAAGGAAAAGAAUAUGAGUCAACAACUCAAACAAGUGAUGUUGAGAAUGUUUACAAUGUACAGGAAAAGGAUUAUGAUAGGACAACUCAAUCACAGGAAGUCUUUCAAAGUCAGGAAAAGGACUAUAAUAAGACAACUCAAACCAAUGUGACCGCUGAAGAUUUUAAAGAAAUAUCAGAACUUCAAACAGCAACUACUAUCCAGAAUAUUGAUGAUAUGAAGCAAGUGGAUUCAACUCUACCUGACUCCAAUUUGGAACAAUCAACACCCGUAACAUCCCCAAUAUUUGAACACUUACAAGCCCCACCAGGUUUAGAAACAGUAUCUCAGUUUAAUCAAUAUAACGGAUUAAACUCAUCACAAUUACCU